UCCUGUCCCUGCGAUCAAAUCUAGUCGAACGGUUCCACCGAUCGGUGGUGGCACGAUUCGUUACGCGCUGAGGAAAUAGUGAGCUUUAGAAGGUGUUUUUGUGAAGGCGUUGACUUCUGAUUGCAAAGCAAGUGAGCAAGUGUACUUGGCAUUCCUUAGCAGCUGGUUCGCAAGCAUGAUCAUGACUCGUGCGGUGGAGGUGUUGUUUUUGGUGUUGUGCUGUGCUCUCGUGCCAAGAAUUCAAUCCGCUCCGCAGCGAAGCAUUGACUUUCUGCUGGGUGAUGAAGAACUGCAAGCGGUAGUGAAACCGAUCGCACGAGAUUCACCUUCUACGGCAUCUGCACAGGAGCAAACGGAAGCAUAUGAAGAUGAUCAACAGGCCGAGGUGCAGGCAACGGUGGAUCCGGUAGAGAAUGAGCAGCAAACAGAAGAACCACAACCGACCCAAUCUGAUGCGGAAGAUUAUACCGAUGAGGAACAAUUUACAGAAGAUCCACAGGAUGAGCUGCUUGAUCCGAUCACAGAAAGCCCUCACGAAGAUGAACAAAACACCACAAGUGCUAAAGAUUCCCCGUCAACAACACCGAUCACUACCACGUCCACCACAACGAAAGAUACAACAACUCCGGUAACUACGGUAGCCCCUACAUCCUCAACAACUUUAGAUUCUGUGGAAAAUAAUUCGUCGGAGGAACAGUUGACGACCAAUCCCAUCGUUGUGCCUGAAAGUGAAGAACAAACCACAACCGAAUCGAACGAGGACUCGAAUCAGCUUGCUCAGGAUGUGAACGACUUUAUUCAUGAUCUGGCAAAUGAAGUGCGAUCGAGUGCAAGAGACAAGCAGCAGCGCCCACAGCAACCGAAACCUAGCCCACCUAAGUACUCUACGGUACUGCCCACUACGCUACCGGAACGAUACGACUCGAAAUCGGUCGAAAGCAAUGAAGAUGAUGAUCAGGUGCAGCUGAAAGUGAAUCCCAACGACGAGCAGACGACCAACGGCCCUUCACUUACAGAGGAUCAGUUCCGUACGCUGUUCGAAAAGUUGCCUUGGAUUGGUCAGCAGCGAUUCCCAGGCUACGAUCAAUGGCAACAUCAGGGUUUUCCGCAACGCUCCAGCUGGCAGCAUCGUGACGAUCGUCAACGACACUAUCAAAGCCACGGUUCCGACAGCUUCCAAGGUCACGGAUUUCACCGCAGCUCUUGGCAUUGAAACGUGCGCUCCGCGGCUUUCUAUGCUGACCUUACAGAGCACGCGUCGUAUCAGUCACCGACAGGGAAAUACCCGAAAUUUAGCCAAAUAGUAUGUAACGAUAAGAAGAGCGAAUGAAUUGUUUAGGAUGCGACAUUCAUGUUCAACUGUGAUUAAGCGCCAUCGAUGAGAAUAAACUACACAACUAUCGAUCAAGCGUUAGCUAUGGUGAAUAUCUUGAGAAUAAAUAAAAAAAACUAGUGCACAAUACA
This is a messenger RNA of Anopheles arabiensis, 1464 nucleotides long. Its product is annotated as cell surface glycoprotein 1-like. The transcript has 2 exons. The record is from RefSeq and is a predicted model, not a curated record. The coding region runs from base 176 to 1213 and encodes 345 amino acids. Lineage: Eukaryota; Metazoa; Arthropoda; Insecta; Diptera; Culicidae.